Drosophila montana is the source of this 1178-nucleotide messenger RNA. Its product is annotated as mucin-2. Bases 87 to 1118 code for a protein of 343 amino acids. Lineage: Eukaryota; Metazoa; Arthropoda; Insecta; Diptera; Drosophilidae. The record is from RefSeq and is a predicted model, not a curated record. The transcript is spliced from 2 exons.
CCACCAAAGUCUGCAGCGAACGACAGCGCCGUAAACGUGUGGCAUAUAAAAACAAAACACUUAUAAAAAUACCAAAAAAUACUAAAAUGUUAACGCUUACCUUGCUUGCCUGUUUGGCUAUCUCUGUAUGUGCCACGCCCAGUCAAAGAUUGGGUGAAUCGAAGCUUUUGCAGGCCAUUCGCAGCACCAACGAUCUGCAGCAGAAUGAUCCAACACGUUCCCUGGAAUGCUUCCAGUAUUACAGCGAGAUCUUCGAUCAGCUGCUGCAGCAAUACGAACAGGAGUUUCAGGCCUGCCAGAACACAUCGCAGCUCCAGAUCUCGGUGGCGGAUGAGAGCUUUAAUCCUGUCCUGAGCUCGUUAAACAACAACGCGGCGAACGCCUGCGAAUUAAUAUACGAUUGUAAUAAUCAAUUGGAUAGCUUGACAAGUCUGGCCUGCUACUCAGGGGUGGGCACCAGCGAUGCCAAAAUCAUGUACAACAUUUCGAACACAGCCAGCCAAUAUUACGGCCAGCUGCAGCAGCGCAUUCAAAUGAUUCAGUUCACAGAGGAACAGUGCACGAAUGAAUCGAAGCGCAACUAUGAACUCAGCACGGAUCAGGCUUAUGUCAAUCUACAAGGUUGCCUGACGGGCAAUGAACCAGUUCCGGUAAAAACCACAACAACAACGACUACAACUGAUACGACCAGUUCAGAUCCAGCUCGAAAAACAACUACACCAGUUCCAGUUACACGUACCCCGGCACCAACUGAGACUACAUCAGUUUCAGAUACAACUACACCAGAACCAGUUCCAAAAUCAACUACUACAGUUAAGACAACGUCAGUUCCAGCAACGACCACAUCAGUUCCAGUUCCAGUUACAACUACACCAGAACCAGUUCCAGAAACGACUACAGCGGUUCCAGUUACGCGUACCUCAGCUCCAGCUAAGACUACAUCAGUUCCAGUAACGACACCAGAACCAAUAACAAGUACAUCAGCUCCAAUUAAAACAACACGAUUCCCACGAAGAACCACAAAAGCUACGGUGACGCCCACAACUUCUGCCGCACCUGGUUACCAGCCGAACCUGAGCUCUGAGCUGAAAAAGCUGCUGCAUUCCCUGCUACACUAGACAACAUGGUUAAUGUAGCAGUGCUCAAGAACUGCAUUAAAAUAGGUAACAAACUGACAA